UCGAACAUGACUUAAGCCUAAGCACGUGAUAGCAAAGGUCACAUGACCAGUCUUUUGAAAUCUGUCAGCUGACAGAAGGAUUUCUUUGCGUGUCUGUAAGGAUGUCUGUAAGUGUCCAGCCUACCCAGUGGACCUCUGACUGCAAGGAUCAGAAUUUUGAUGGGAUUAUCGUGAUAGCCAAUAGCUUUGACCAGCUCCCCAAUGAGCUUGAGAGUUUAAAAGCACCCUUGCAGGACUACAGCGCAGUGGACUGUGGCUUAGGUGAAGAAGUCGUGGUUGUUAAAGUUCCUGGUCUCCCUGGAAACAGAUUGGUGUUUGCCUCCACUGGUCCAGUGAACCGGGAUUACGAUGAUGUCAGACGAUUCAGCGAUGCUGCCAGUAAUGGCAUUAAAAGGGCUCUAAAAGCUGGCAUUCAGCGUCCUCUGCUGGUGUGUCCGCCGCACAACAGCUAUGCAAGAAACACCCUUGCGGCUGUACUGGGAGCUCUGCAGGCUCUCUAUGUGCCUUUGGAGGUGAGAGAACUCAAGUCAUCCCUUCAUAAAGUCUCUACGCUGGGCAUCUGGGUGAAGGAUCAAUCACAGGGGGAAGAAAUUGCAAAGCUGGCCAUUGCCCUGGAGAGCGGCAGAUUUGUCUGUCGUGACAUCGGUGGCUCCGACCCCGAGCGUAUGGCCGCGCCUCGGGUUGCUGAAUAUGUGCAAGCUGUCUUCAAGGACAGUCCUGUGAAGGUGACAGUCAUGAGUGAUCUGAAAACUCUGGAGAAAGAAUAUCCAUGUUUGGCUGCAGUUAAUCGAUGUGCUAACACUGUGCCACGUCAUCAGGCCCGAGUGAUCAAACUGCUGUACUGCGGUGAAGGACCCAUUCAACAGACUCUUAUGCUGGUUGGCAAGGGUAUUACAUAUGACACUGGUGGAGCUGACAUUAAAGCCGGUGGCAUCAUGGCUGGAAUGCACAGAGAUAAAUGUGGCUCUGCUGCUGUUGCUGGCUUCUUUCAGAUCCUAGCCAAACUGAAACCGAAACACCUGAAGGUUGUGGGUGCGAUGGCAAUGGUGCGGAACAGUGUCGGAUCUGAUUGUUAUGUAGCAGAUGAGUUGGUAGUGUCCCGUGCUGGCCGUACGAUCCGUGUUGGAAACACAGAUGCUGAAGGAAGGAUGGUCAUGGUGGACUUGCUUUGUGAGAUGAAAGAGCAGGCCUUAAAGGAAGUGUCUCCCGAACUCUUCACUAUUGCUACUCUGACAGGACAUGCUAUCAGAGCCAUGGGACCCAACUACUCUAUCAUAAUGGAUAAUGGAGCUGCCCGCCGGUCAGGAAAUGCUCUGGAGUGGCAGAAAGCCGGAGAGGUUCUCGGAGAUUUGUUUGAGGUGUCCACAAUUCGUCGGGAGGACUAUGAGUUUCACAAAGGGAAGUCUGAGUAUGAGGAGAUCCUGCAGUCAAACAAUCUUCCCUCUUCUGCUACACCACGUGGACACCAGGCACCCGCUGCCUUCCUCAUCAUGGCGUCUGGAUUAGAUAAGCAUGGAGUUGACUCAGACAAACCUUUGCCUUAUUCCCACAUUGACAUUGCUGGAUCCAGCGGGCCAUUCCCUGGUGUCCCAACAGGUGCUCCUAUCCUUGCCAUGGCGACAAAGUACUUACAGCUUUAAAUAAAUGUUUUGUAUCAUCAUCAGUUUUGCCAUUUCUCUGAUGAAUACCUUACAUUUGUAAUAAAGCACUUCUGACUUGUA
This is a messenger RNA of Misgurnus anguillicaudatus (oriental weatherfish), 1721 nucleotides long. Its product is annotated as putative aminopeptidase W07G4.4. Gene Ontology annotation, cellular component: cytoplasm. NCBI's taxonomy places the organism in Eukaryota, Metazoa, Chordata, Actinopteri, Cypriniformes, Cobitidae. Gene Ontology annotation, molecular function: metalloaminopeptidase activity; manganese ion binding. Gene Ontology annotation, biological process: proteolysis. The record is from RefSeq and is a predicted model, not a curated record.